CAGCCAAAGUUCAACUAGCCAAGUCAAAAGACAUUUAAUUAAGACGCUGUGGCAGAAUGGGACCUCGCUCAGGCGCACAGCUGUGCACUCGCUGAUACUAUCCUACCCCAUCGUGAAGUGGGAUGCAGCGAAUAGUGCUCGCAGUGACAUUUGCCCUGAGCGUUUCCGAAUGGCACUCUACAACUCACAAAACACAUCCACGGAUAUCACGUCUCGUCGGUCAUGCUUCCAAGGCACUUACAACAUCAUGGACCCCGCGCUCCAUUCGUCCGCCGUACAAGAUCAUGCCACAUGCUUUCUUUCAAGAAGGACCUGUUCUCUCAGAUCUGGAUGACGGGUCUAAUCGUAGCACGCCGGUCUUGGUGGCGGCACUUCAUCCCUGCCACGAGCAUCUGGAACCUCCAUGUGUACCUAGAACAUUCCCAGAGAAGGAUCAGGGAGGAAAGGUUCCAGAAGAUUGACGGGAUUGAGGAAUGUGGCGUGGUUUGGCGCUGCGCGUGUCACCGCGCAAGAAUGUAUAAGUACGAUGAGGGGAUAGCAAGGGAGGAACCCAAAGAAUUAUAUAGGGAGACGGGAUAUCGAGUUAGGGGACGUUUGUGGGAUUGCGAGGGUCGAUUUCUUUGGCCAGUCAUUCGUUCUAUCGGUCGCUCGUUUCUUAAAACUGCAGAGGAAGCAUUUGAUGUUGGAGUCGAACAUGAAGAUGCCUUCGAGAAAGAGUCGCUUUUUCUGCCUCGCUCUUGCCUGCAUCCUCACAGGUAACAUCGCCAGCGCACAGAACGAGGACACGGGUCCGAUAUGUGGCCGCGUAUGCCAGGGGAUGCGGUAUGAGAUUGCCAGAAUUAGAGAGAGUUUGGACUGGUUAGAGGCGCAGUUGGUAUGGUGCCUGGUUUUUAUUCGUCUUUCUUUGAUGGCAAGAGGAGGCUAGGUAUAAAGGAGGAAGCGAUCCGCAUUGGGCUAUCAAGACGGAGAGGGGGUGACGUGGAUGUGGCGCUGCACCGCCACAAUCACCAUUCAAUGUCUAAUAUUUCAUCCC
This is a messenger RNA of Westerdykella ornata, 1033 nucleotides long. RefSeq lists its product as uncharacterized. Bases 223 to 759 code for a protein of 178 amino acids. Lineage: Eukaryota; Fungi; Ascomycota; Dothideomycetes; Pleosporales; Sporormiaceae. The transcript has 4 exons. The record is from RefSeq and is a predicted model, not a curated record.